CGCUGUUGGAGCUGUGGGAUCUCCGUUAUAGAACACGGAAGCGAGUGUUUGUUUGUGUCUGAGAUGGAAGUGGAUUAGCUGUAUUGGUUUUAUAUGAGUUUAUUAACACUGAUGUAAACAGCUGUUAGUGAGAAUGUUCAGGAAAUCUCCAGGUUUCCACUAUGAAGCUGUUCCUGCGGGUGAUCCGGGCAGCACUCCUGGUUUGUACUCGUCCCCGAUAACAUACGGACAGUCUCAGUUCAGCAGCGGACACUCCUUCGACUACGUGCCCAGAAUUAAAGACAACGACUUCACUGAUAAAACCCAGGGAUUACUGUCGUGGAUUUGCAAUCUGAUCGUCAUAUUCUUGGUUUUUGUUUGCACACUCAUUACAUUCCCCAUCUCUGCGUGGUUCGCAUUAAAAACAGUUCCCAACUAUCAGAGGAUCGUUAUUUUCCGACUGGGGCGCAUUAGACCUCCUAAGGGUCCAGGAGUGGUGCUGGUGCUUCCAUUGAUUGAUCAGUGGCAGAGAGUGGACCUCAGAACCAGGGCCUUCAACAUCCCACCAUGCAAGGUGACCACUAAAGAUGGUGGGCUGGUGUCCAUAGGAGCUGACAUCCAGUUCCGAAUCUGGAAUCCAGUGAUGUCCGUGGUGGCUGUGCAGGACCUGAAUGCGUCCACACGCCUCACAGCACAGAACGCCAUGACCCAGAGUCUGGGCAAAAAGACUGUGAGGGAGAUUCAGACAGAGAGAGUCAAACUAGGUGAACAUCUUGGGAUGGACAUAAAUGAGCUGACAAAGCCAUGGGGACUGGAGGUAGAUAGAGUGGAGCUGACCCUGGAGAGUGUGCUCCAGGCUCCAGAGGAGCCUAACUCAGGGUCCUUCAUCAUGCCCCCCUCGGUCCCUGGCCUGGAAGGCCUUGCAGGACCAAUCCAACAGCUUGCCAUGCAUUUUCUCGGGCAAAAUACACCAGGCCCCCAACCUGUUAAAGAUACGGUGAACUUCACUGAUGAGAUGAACACGGGGGCUCCAGUAUCCACAGGGAGCAGCAAGGCAGAGGAGCUGCUGGCGGCAGUCAGUCUGGUGCUGUCUGAAGAUUUGGUCAGGCAGGUAGGAGCCUGCUUUCAGUUCCACAUCAGCAACAGUAGUGGCCAGACCAGCAGCUACUACUAUGUGGAUCUUACUCAAAAUGGUGGAGCAUGUGGUGUGGGUGAAGCAAGACAGCCUGACGUCUCUCUAAGCAUGAGUGAGCAGGACUUGAUGGCCUUGUUCCAGGGCAGCCUGCAGCCGUUUUCUGCGUACAGCAGUGGCCGACUGAGAGUACAGGGAGACCUGAACACUGCCAUGAAGCUAGAGACACUUAUUAAACUCCUCAAGCCUCUGUGAGGCAUGCUUUAAAUACGUGUGCCUUAAAUUUGCUGCUUUUCCACCUUAUUUCAAAAGUACAUACAGCAGUUUCUCUAUUAUAGUGAAGAAACGUGACCAUAUGAAGAAUGAUUUAAGCUUUUAUCAACACUCUAUAAAACAUGUAGUUCUACAUGUAACCUUUGCCUUUAUAGAGAUCUUUUAAAGAAAUUAUCUACUGAUGCUGGCUUGAUGUUCUGUUGUAAAAACUGAAAUUAACUUUUUUAGAUAUCAAAAAUAGAAUAUUUAUGUUGUAUUUUUGCAACUUAAUGUAAAGUUAAGCAUAAAUGCAGAGUAAAUUGUACAGUUUAUUUAUAACUGAUGUUUUUGACUUUUGAGAUUAAACUUCACUGUUAUUUAAAGACUUAA
Molecule: messenger RNA, 1753 nt
Organism: Astyanax mexicanus (Mexican tetra)
Lineage: Eukaryota; Metazoa; Chordata; Actinopteri; Characiformes; Acestrorhamphidae
Gene: stoml1
Product: stomatin (EPB72)-like 1
Exons: 6
Coding region: 134-1366 (410 amino acids)
Cellular component (GO): plasma membrane
Source: RefSeq, a predicted model, not a curated record